AUGCAAGCUCGAGAAACCGCCGUCGUCGUCAAUGUCCGCGCCAUCCCGCACUUCUUCGUCUCCUCCUACGCCGGCCUCGGGCUCUACAUCUCCAUCCUCAUCUUCCCCUUCAUCGUGCUGUGCCGUGAUGUGUUGUACUGCUACCGUCAGAAGCACCCAGUGAACCUGCUGCUGCUCGGCAUCUUCACAGUGGCCAUCAGCUUCGCUGUGGGCAUGACAUGUGCCUUUACUAGCGGCAAGGUCAUUUUGGAGGCUGCGAUUCUUACAACGGUGGUUGUCUUCAGCCUGACUGCUUACACCUUCUGGGCUGUAAAGAGGGGCAAGGACUUCAGCUUCCUUGGUUCUUUCCUGUUUGCUUCUCUCAUGAUGUUGCUCGUCUUUGGUUUCAUUCAGAUCCUCUUCCCGCUGGGCAAGCUCUCUCACAUGAUCUAUGGCGCGCUAGCGGCACUCAUCUUCAGUGGUUACAUUGUCUAUGACACGGACAACAUCAUCAAGCGUUACACGUAUGACGAGUAUGUCUGGGCCGCCGUCUCACUCUACCUUGACGUCAUCAAUCUGUUCCUGGCCCUGCUGACCCUGUUUAGCGCGGGUGACAGCUAAAGC
This is a messenger RNA of Aegilops tauschii subsp. strangulata, 603 nucleotides long. Lineage: Eukaryota; Viridiplantae; Streptophyta; Magnoliopsida; Poales; Poaceae. The record is from RefSeq and is a predicted model, not a curated record.